Abrus precatorius (Indian licorice) is the source of this 4319-nucleotide messenger RNA. RefSeq names its product probable leucine-rich repeat receptor-like protein kinase At2g33170. The record is from RefSeq and is a predicted model, not a curated record. Gene Ontology annotation, biological process: protein phosphorylation. Gene Ontology annotation, molecular function: protein binding; ATP binding; protein kinase activity. Bases 597 to 3944 code for a protein of 1115 amino acids. Lineage: Eukaryota; Viridiplantae; Streptophyta; Magnoliopsida; Fabales; Fabaceae. The transcript is spliced from 3 exons.
AACAAAACAACCAAAAAUUUUCCCAAGAAAACUCCACAAAACCUUUUCUUUCUUUCUCUUCUGCAUCACACUUGAAAAGGUUGCCAUCAAAACAUUGACAAAAACAACAACAAAGAAAAGAAAGAAAGACCCUUUUGUUUUGGUGUUAAGAGAGAGACAAUGAGAUUGAAAAUGAUCCCAUAAGUGAAAGGUGAAAGCAUGCUUUGUCGGCCAUUAAAACUUCACUCCAAAAAGAUUGAUCCUUCUUACUCAUUCAUUCCUUCCCCUACAAACAGAGAAAGGCCACCAAUAGUGCCACCCCUGAAUAUUCAUUGAACUUCGAGUUUAGCCUCUUUCUCAAAGCCCUUUGGAUUUUUCUCCUCAAAAUCUUGGCCUUUUCUGUUUCAGAUCCAAGAUCCCCACUUUUCAUGCCAAAAGGCAAGGUGGGUAUAUUCUAUUUUUGGCUAAAGUUUCGUUAACUCUUCCUUCAUGCUUCUAUCUCAAUUUUCCUUCACAAGGACUUAUUGAUCCCAAGUGUUGGACUUGCUGCUUUGGUUAUUAUCUCCUUUUUGAUGAGUGAUGGUGGGGUUAGAAUUUGAAAGGUCUUGAAUAUUAAGAUGUCUGGGGAUAUCAAGGAGGGGAGAGCUUUGGCAAAAGGGUAUUCAGUUAUUUUACUGCUAUUGAUUUUACUUGUUUGUUGCACUGCGGGGUUGAAUACAGAGGGUCAAAUCCUCCUUGAGCUUAAGAAUGGACUUGAUGAUAAAUCUAAUGUUUUGGGAAAUUGGAAGUUUACUGAUGCAACUCCAUGUGGGUGGAUAGGUGUGAAUUGCAGUUAUGAUUAUAAUGAUAGGAAUAAUAAUCCUGUGGUUGUGUCUCUCAAUUUGAGUUCAAUGAAUCUUUCUGGAACUCUAAAUGCUUCAAGCAUUGGGGGUCUAACCCAUCUAACUAAUCUCAAUCUUGCUUUCAACGAGCUUAAUGGGAAUAUCCCCAAGGAGAUUGGUGAGUGCUCGAGUUUGGAAUAUCUUUACUUGAACAACAAUCAAUUUGAAGGGCCAAUUCCUGCUGAAUUGGGUAAGUUGUCUGCUUUAGAGAGUUUGAAUAUUUGCAAUAACAAACUCUCUGGUGUGAUUCCAGAAGAGUUUGGAAACUUGUCUUCAUUGGUUGAGUUGGUGGCCUACAGCAACUUUCUUGUAGGACCAUUGCCUAAUUCCAUUGGAAACCUUAAGAAUCUUGUGAAUUUCAGAGCUGGGGCAAAUAACAUUACUGGUAGUUUGCCAAAGGAAAUUAGUGGAUGUAAGAGCUUAGUACGCCUUGGUCUUGCACAAAAUCAGAUAGGAGGGGAGUUACCAAGUGAGAUUGGAAUGCUUGACAGCUUAAAAGAACUGGUUUUGUGGGGGAACCAGUUGUCAGGACUUAUUCCUAGAGAGAUUGGGAAUUGUAGCAGCCUUGAGACCCUUGCUUUAUAUAGUAAUAAUCUCGUUGGUUCUAUACCUAAGGAGAUUGGGAACCUCAAAUCAUUGAGGUGGUUAUAUCUUUACAGAAAUAAGUUGAAUGGAACCAUUCCAAGGGAAAUUGGAAAUCUUUCUUCAUGUUUAGACAUUGAUUUCUCAGAGAAUUCAUUAAUAGGUGGUAUCCCUUCAGAGUUUGGCAAAAUAAGUGGUCUAAGUUUGCUCUUUCUCUUUGAGAACCAGCUAACUGGUGUUAUACCAAAUGAGUUUAGUAGCUUGAGAAACCUCACUAAACUUGACCUGUCCAUAAACAAUCUUACAGGUCCAAUACCACUUGGCUUCCAGUAUUUGACUAAAAUGUAUCAGUUGCAGCUUUUUGACAACUCCUUAAGUGGUGUUAUUCCUCAAGGACUUGGACUUCGUAGUCCUCUCUGGGUUGUUGAUUUCUCUGACAACAACUUGGCAGGAAGAAUACCUCCUCAUCUAUGCGGAAAUUCUCGGUUGAUGUUGUUGAAUUUGGCAUCUAAUCGUCUUUCUGGAAACAUACCAACCGGGAUACUAAACUGUGAAUCAUUGGCACAGUUGUUGUUGCUUGGAAAUGGCCUUACUGGUGGCUUCCCUUCAGAAUUGUGUAAGCUGGAGAACUUGACUGCCAUUGAUUUGAAUGAGAACAGGUUCAGUGGUCCACUCCCUCCUGAGAUAGGGAAAUGCCUCAAAUUGCAAAGGCUUCAUAUUGCAAACAAUUACUUCACAUUGGAGUUGCCUAAGGAAAUAGGAAAUCUAUCUCAACUGGUGACCUUUAAUGUUUCAUCAAAUCUUUUCAGUGGAAGAAUACCACAUGAAAUUUUUAGGUGUCAAAGGCUCCAGAGGCUUGAUCUCAGUCAGAAUAACUUCACUGGUUCCUUGCCAGGUGAGAUUGGAGUACUUGAGCACUUGGAGAUUCUCAAGCUUUCAAACAAUAAGCUGUCUGGAUACAUUCCUGCAGCAUUAGGCAACCUGUCUCAUUUGAACUGGUUGUUGAUGGAUGGCAAUUUGUUUUUUGGUGAAAUACCUCCUCAGAUGGGUUCUCUUUCAAGCUUGCAAAUUGCAAUGGAUCUCAGUUACAAUAAUCUUUCUGGAAGAAUACCAUCUCAGCUUGGCAAUCUCAACAUGCUUGAGUAUCUCUUUCUCAAUAAUAACCAUUUGGAUGGUGAAAUUCCUGGCACAUUUGAAGAGCUAUCAAGUUUGCUGGGGUGCAAUUUCUCAUACAAUAACCUCUCUGGGCCUAUUCCUUCCACUAAGAUUUUCCAAAGUAUGGCUCUAAGCAGCUUUAUUGGUGGUAACAAUGGCCUCUGUGGUGCACCUCUUGGUGACUGCAACACCAAUCCAGCUUCUCACUCUGACCAGUCAAGGAAAGGUAUUGACUCUGCACGCGCUAAAAUAGUCAUGAUCAUUGCAGCUUCUGUUGGUGGUGUUUCUCUCAUUCUAAUUUUAGUUAUUUUAUAUUUUAUGAGGCGUCCUAGGGAGUCUAUUGAUUCCUAUGGAGGCACUGAGCCUCCCUCACCAGAUUCAGAUAACUAUUUCCCUCCUCCAAAGGAAGGUUUCACAUUCCAAGAUCUUGUUGAAGCUACAAAAAGAUUUCAUGAGAGUUAUGUUAUUGGUAGGGGAGCAUGUGGAACAGUUUAUAAGGCAGUGAUGAAGUCUGGUAAGACCAUUGCUGUUAAGAAGUUAGCAUCUAAUAGGGAAGGCAACAACAUUGAGAAUAGUUUCAGGGCUGAGAUAUUGACUCUGGGAAGGAUAAGGCAUCGAAAUAUAGUGAAGUUGUAUGGCUUUUGCUAUCACCAGGGUUCCAAUCUUCUGCUUUAUGAGUACAUGGAAAGAGGUAGCUUAGGUGAACUGUUGCAUGGUUCUGCAUGUAAUCUGGAGUGGCCAACUCGGUUCAUGAUUGCUCUUGGAGCUGCUGAGGGCCUUGCUUACUUGCAUCAUGACUGCAAGCCAAAGAUUAUACAUCGCGAUAUAAAGUCUAACAACAUUCUGCUGGAUGAAAAUUUUGAGGCCCAUGUUGGUGAUUUUGGUUUAGCAAAAGUGAUUGACAUGCCACAGUCAAAAUCUAUGUCUGCAGUUGCUGGAUCUUAUGGCUAUAUUGCUCCUGAAUAUGCAUAUACCAUGAAGGUCACAGAAAAGUGUGACAUAUAUAGUUAUGGUGUUGUGCUAUUGGAAUUGCUAACUGGAAGAACUCCAGUUCAGCCACUGGAGCAAGGAGGUGAUCUUGUGACAUGGGUAAGAAACCAUAUCCGGGACCAUAACAACACAUUGACACCAGGGAUACUUGACAAUCGUGUGGAUCUUGAAGACCAAACCACCGUGAAUCACAUGAUCACUGUUUUGAAACUUGCUUUACUAUGCACAAGUGUAUCUCCUUCUAAGAGGCCAUCCAUGAGAGAAGUUGUGUUGAUGCUCAUUGAGUCCAAUGAGCGAGAAGGAAACUUAACACUCACUCAAACAUACCAUGAUCUUCCUUCCAAAGAUGGCAUGUGAAGAAGUAUGCAACUUCUUGACAUUUUGUUAACAAAAAUGAUUUUUUUUCUGCUCAUUUUUCUUUCCCACAAGAGAAAGUAGGAGAUGAUUCUUGUACAUUCUUUCACUCCAUUAUGGCUUAUGCCAAUAGACUUAACAUCAUAGCAGUCUUUAUUAAUUUCAAGUCUCUGUAUCUUCUUUUGGAAUUCAGUAUAUAUAGUAACUUUAUUGUAUAGUUGGGAGUUACCAUUAAAUGUGUAUCGUGGAGGUUAUGUUAUGGGAGAUAGGGAAGGAUAAUAAAUAUGAGUUGUUCAUAUUACAUGUUGCAAGUCUCAUUGAACUGAUUAGUGAACAAUUGAUUAAUUUUCAUUUUAAUGUAUUUUAGUGAAUUUUUUU